AUGGUGGAAGGAUCCACUAUUAUCUACGACUCUCCUCUUUCUGUAGGUGUCCUGCCAGCUAUCAAGAAGGGCACUAAAGUGACGAAGGUGGAGACAACAGAAACCCCAGGUCCCCUGACACCUAAUGAUGGGGAGAUAAUGAUCUCCUAUCCAUCUGUUGAUGACCUCCUGACCCCAAAGAGUGAUGUCACGUCCGAGGUUAAGAGCGAUGAUGCCUCCUGUCCAAUUUCACCUGAGGCGUUCUCUCUAACAAACUUCCUGAAGUCUCACCCUCAGAGAAAGCUUAUCAGGAAGUUCCUCAAACAAAUGAACGUGACAGUAGGCGACCUGGAUGAAAUCAUCGAGUGGGUGGUGUGUGUCUCCAGUGAGGUGUUCCUCCCAGUGAUGGCUCUGCACAGGACCUCCAGACCAGAGUCGUCAGACUCGUCCCGCUGGGGGUCAGGUGUGCUCCAGAUCGUCUCUGAAAAGUUCCACCAGCGGAGUUCUGAGCCGAAGGGAAGGCUCCUGGGCGGGCAGCCGCCCACUCCCCCUUCUGAGACCGACAAGGAGCUUCAGGGCAUAACAGAUCUGUCUGUGAGUAACAUCCUGAAAAGGGCCCAGGAGGACCUCUUCUCUUCUGGUGAGGAUGACCUGGAGAACACCCAUCCAGGUAUUACUCUGACAGAAGAGAAGCUCUCCAGCAUCUUCUCAGAGCUGUUCAGGGAUGCCUGUGAGAGUGCCCAGGAGGCCGCCAGACGGAUCCACCACAUGAGGUCUGGAAGAGGCAACAACAGCCAGAAUGGGAGUCGGCCUGGGUCGUCACAGGGAUCGAGCACAUCCAACAUGCCAGAGUUGGGAGAACUGGGGUCAGUGAGGAGUCCCAAAGGAAGUGACGUCCAUAAAGUCCUUAGCAAGGGGUCCCUCCCUGUCUUUGCCCUGUUUGGGGAGAGGCCAGGGGAAGUUGGGGAGACCAGCAGCCCUGCUGGGGAGAUGGACGAGACCCAGACUGCCAGCACUCCCAGCAUUCCCCGGUCUGGGCAUGGCGGCAGAAGGAGUAGCCAGACCACCACUCCCACCACCGGCCACAGAGAGGCAGGAUUCACAGCCAGUAACAUCUUUGAUGUUAUUGUUCAUCUGGCGCACUCUGACACUGACCGGGAACUCCGCCAGGAGUUCAGCAGUGAGGAUGAUGUUUCACUGAAUGACAUCAUGGACAUGAAGUCAACCCCGGCAGUGGAGCCCCUGGGUCAGAUCCUGUCCUCAUGGAAGCUGGUCAACAUGAUCUUCAGGGGGAAGGUCCACUACUUUGGGAAGGAGCUCAUCUGCAAGGUGUAUCAGAUGCUUCUGGACACCGGUAUGGGCAGGAGGCCAAUGGCCCGCCAGAGCAGGUCCGAGCCCAUCCUGAAAGACCUGGCUGCCAACCGUAGGCUCUCCAAUGAAUUCUUCACAGACGUGCUGUACAUGUUCAUCCAACGGGCCAUUAAGAAUCUGCUGGAGAACUUCUUGGGUCUGCCGACCACCCCACCAGGUAGAGACAUUAUGUGGAAUGACAAAUUUAACUGGAUGUAUAGGGACGGCUGGGGGAACACAUCCAGCGAGGAGGAAUUGUGGGACAGCGACUCCACCUGGUCAAGUGGGCAUGGGCAGGAGGAAGGGACAGAGUCCCGUGGGAGGUGGGCCGCUCUGUUGGAGAAGGGCAGCUUCCUGACCCUCCAGUCCUCCAGCUCCCUCUCCCUCUCCGAUGACAACAAGGAGGCACUAGGGGCCGUCUGCCAGGUCCUGACCACCAGGGUGGGAGACAUCCUGAACAGUACCUGCAACGACGAUUGCAAGGCCAGGCUCAUCAUCCAGAAAGGAUUGGAUUCCGGUGCCAGGGAAAGGUUCCCUGACUCUCCGUGUCCCUCUUCACCCAAGGACGAAGAGGAGGUGGUUGUGAGUGCCAUGACUGUCUCAUACCCUAAACCCUCCACCUCAACCCAGGCAGCACGGGCAGCUCCUGCCCAGACUCUGGACGUUUUUCUGCCCAGACCCUGCCUGGAUGAAGAAGAGGUAGUGCCCAGCUCCUCCUUGAAGGACAACUCUGUGACGACCACCCAUGCAGCACUGGCCGCUCCUUCCCAGACUUUGGAAGAAGAGGUGGGAGAAGCUGAGGUGUCCGAUGUGAGUGACAGCUCCCUGAUGCCCACCAAGGCCCUUGAGAAGAUUCCCUCCCUCCUACCAGGCAAGGUCCUUAUCGAGGAGGACACCCUCAGUUGCAGCACUCCCUGGGCCACCGUCAUGAGCCCCCAGACCCUGAAGUUUAUCCUCCACGGCAUCAUGUGCCGACUGGAGGCCUCAGAGUCCCCCCAGACAAGGAGGGCCAAUGACCCCUUCAGGCUGAUGAAGGAUCUCUUUCUGGAGGUCCAGAAUGCCCUGAAGUAUGCUGACAUCUCUGUCCUCUUUGGCCUGGAGGAGAGCAUCCAAUUCAUUGGGGAGGAUGCGGUGAAGGCCAUCGUGAAGACUGCAGCUAAAAGAUUGUCCCUGCGUUCGGACUCCAACCGGGCUCAACUGCGUGCUGCGCGCUCUGGUGGUGAGGCAGCCAUCAGGUGCAUGGCGGACACCAUCACACAAGUCAUAGAUGACUAUUCCGAGGACUGGAGUUCAGGCGGCCAUUUUGGAGCCAGGAGGAGCCGUGCUAGUGGGAGGUCACACUCCUCAACCUCCUCAAGGAGUGACGUCACCCUCACCGAGGAGCUCCUGGCCCGGAGGGAAUCCCUUGAAGAGGACCUAGAGGAGAUGGCUGAUGACAGCACUGGUUUGGAGAAGACCAUUGUAAGCUCAGCCAUCUCUGCCAAGUCCCAGGAGAAGGAGAAGGAAGAGGCUAUGAAGGAAGAAGUGAGGAAGUCAGGAAAGAAGAGCCGAAGAAAUAAUAAGGACCAGAAGAAGAACAAGGUGUCUCCUCUUGGCAAUGAUAGUACUGUGGCUGCAGAUGAGCCGAAGAAAAAACAGGCUCUCUUCCCGCGGAUCACAGCUGCCCUGGCAAGACUAUUUUGUUUCCCCUGCAAAAAAAGAUGCAAAAAGUAACUGUGCAGAGAGGAGUUUGGGAAACCCUGAUACCACCUCCCCAACCCACUUUCUAAAAAAACAUCAGUGCCACCAGAAGAGGGAGACAACCCCCCCUAUUCACAACUCAUUUUUAUUACCCACCCCCAUUUAAUUUAA
This is a messenger RNA of Oncorhynchus nerka (sockeye salmon), 3180 nucleotides long. RefSeq lists its product as uncharacterized. The coding region runs from base 1 to 3042 and encodes 1013 amino acids. Lineage: Eukaryota; Metazoa; Chordata; Actinopteri; Salmoniformes; Salmonidae. The transcript is spliced from 8 exons. The record is from RefSeq and is a predicted model, not a curated record.